Molecule: messenger RNA, 3438 nt
Organism: Puma concolor (puma)
Lineage: Eukaryota; Metazoa; Chordata; Mammalia; Carnivora; Felidae
Source: RefSeq, a predicted model, not a curated record
AUGGCGUUUCUGGAGACAUUCCAGGGGCGGCACACACCACCUCCCCUCGCUCGCCUGGAGAAAACCGUAACUUUCAGCGAGAACGUCUUCAGCAGCACUCCACGGACAUUUCUGCCAGGGCUCGGCCAGCUGCUUCGUUCCCUCACUUCUGAGUUCCCCGGUAGAGGAGAGGUUACCAUCGUGUUGAUGAGAGAUGGAUUUGAAGACUACGGCCCGGAUCGUGACAGCAUGAGGCUAACGGCCUUUCUGGACAUUCCAGGCCAGGGUAACCUGCCUCCCCUCGCUCGCCUGGAAAAGUAUGCUUUCAGUGAGAACGUCUUCAACCGUCAGAUUAUUGCCAGAGGGCUGAAUGACAUCCUCCGGGACUUCAGUAACAAUGAGGAGGACUUCUUAAUGGUCAUGGAGAUUGUGGUCAGAUUGUCAGAAGACGCAGAGCCCACGGUGCGGACCGACCUGGUGGAACAGAUUCCUCCCAUUGCCGUCUUUUUACAAGAAAACAGAUCGAAUUUUCCAGGGGUGCUCGCGGACUAUCUUACACCGAUCGUAGUGAGGUACCUCACGGAUCCGAACAACCAGGUUAGAAAGUCAAGUCAGGAAGUGCUCUUGAUUCUUCUGGAACAAGAUCUAAUUUCCCAGCACGAUAUUGAAAACAAAGUGUGUCCGAUCCUGCUGGCACUCUCUGCCCCAGACAGCGACGACGAAUAUAAAGCAGAAGCCGUGAACAUCAUCUGCAAACUGGCUUCGGUGCUGAACAAGAGCACAGUUGAACGCCUGCUGCUCCCUCGAUUCUGUGAAUUGUGUGGGGACGGGAAGCUCUUUCAAGUUCGGAAGGUGUGUGCUACAAAUUUUGGUGAUAUUUGUCAUGCCGUUGGACAAGAAGCCACUGAGAAAUUUCUGAUCCCAAAGUUUUUGGAGCUCUGCUCAGAUAAUGUGUGGGGGAUGCGAAAAGCCUGUGCGGAGUGCUUCAUGGCUGUGUCCUACAGCGCGUCCCCGGAGGUCCGCAGAGCCCAGCUGUCACCCCUCUUCAUCAGACUCAUCAGCGACCCCUGCCGAUGGGUGCGCCAGGCGGCCUUCCAGUCCCUGGGCCCCUUCAUUUCCACCUUUGCGAACCCCCCCAGGGCUGGCCUUUAUAUUGGAGAAGACGGCCCCCUCAGCAUCCGACCACCGGCUCGGGGCCUGGACUCUGAUUUCACCCCGGGGUCGCCCGGCACAGGCAGUUGUGGAAGCACGUCCUCGGCCUGUUCCGCAAGGCCGGUGCGCACGGAGCCAGACCUGCCCACGGAAGGCACGUCCGCGGGAACCAGCAAUUUCCUGUGCCGUAGCUCCUCUCGUGGCAUGAUGGGAAACUCAGUGGAAGACUCUGCCUUGGCUGGAGCUGAGCUGACCGGGCUCUCCCCAGAGGCCAGUGCCACCCUCAAGCUCCCUGAGAGGAACGACCUCCCCGUCAACAGCCACCCUGGACCCGGCUCUUGGGCCUGCCCAGAGAGUCCUGAGGACGUAUUCAAUAAUUUCCUCUAUUGGCGGACUCCUCUCCCUGACAUAAGCAAGGACCUGGAAGAGCUGCUUCUGAGUGAGGCUGGGCCACGCGAAAAAGGCUGCAGCAGACCCGAGGCUGUGCAAAACAGCUGCGUGGCCAGGAGCGAGAUUCAGAAAGUCCUUGAUAGUUUACAGGAGCAUGUGAUGGAUGAUCCAGAUGUUCAAGCUCAGGUUCAGGUAUUAUCAGCUGCACUGAGAGCCGCACAGCUUGACUCUGUGAAUGAGCCCGCGCACCAGCCGACAGAAGGUCUAAAUGAAGUGUCCGCUUCAGAUCCCAGCCCUGCCUCUGACAAUCAGAUGGCUCUGUCGGCUUCAUCAUCACAGAAGGAGCUCUCCGUGGCCAGGAUAUUACAAAGCACAGACCCUGGCGAACCCUGCGGUGGAGUCAGGGACCCUCUGGAGACCGAGCAGAGGCAUCUCCCCGCCCCACUCGAGGAGAAUAAAUCUAAAUUACAGGAUGUGAUACCUCAGCCCCUGCUAGAUCAGUACGUGUCGAUGACUGACCCAGCUCGAGCCCAGACUGUCGAUACCGACAUCGCCAAGCACUGCGCCUACAGCCUCCCGGGGGUGGCGCUUACCUUGGGCAGGCGAAACUGGCAUUGCCUCAAAGAUACGUACGAAACGCUGGCUUCUGACGUGCAGUGGAAGGUGCGUCGGACCCUGGCCUUCUCUAUUCACGAGCUGGCUGCGAUUCUUGGGGACCAGUUAACAGCAGCUGACCUGGUACCCAUCUUCAACGGAUUUUUAAAGGACCUGGAUGAAGUACGAAUAGGAAUUCUCAAACACCUGUAUGACUUUCUAAAGUUGCUUCAUGAAGACAAGAGGAGAGAAUAUCUUUAUCAGCUUCAAGAAUUUGUAGUGACCGAUAACAGCAGGAAUUGGAGGUUUCGAUAUGAACUAGCAGAACAGCUGAUACUCAUUUUGGAACUCUAUAAUCCCCAUGAUGUUUAUGAUUAUUUAAUGCAUAUUGCCUUGAAGUUGUGUGCAGAUAAAGUUUCUGAAGUUCGAUGGAUCUCCUUCAAGCUUGUUGUGGCCAUUCUGCAGAAGUUCUAUUCACACAGUGAAAGCGCGUUGGGGUUAGCUUUCGUCCAUGAGCUCAUCGUAAGGUUCCGGCACUGUGCUAAGUGGGUUGGAAGGCAAGCUUUCGCUUUCAUUUGUCAGGCGGUGGUGAGCGAGGAGUGUAUCCCCGCAGACCAGUUUGUCGAACACUUACUCCCCAGUCUUUUAAGCCUCGUGUCAGAUCCUGUGCCCAACGUGAGAGUUUUACUAGCCAGAGCUCUGCGGCAGACGCUGUUGGAAAAGGGAGUUUUGAUGGAUGAUACCACACUGAAGUUCCAUGAUGUUGUUCCUGGUGGAAUUAUUUCAUUAUGUAUCUGGCAUUAUGAUGGAUGGACAGAACUGAUUUUGGCGGCUGUGGAAGGGGAUCCUAGUAAGCUGUCUUGUCUUGCUGUUGAUGAGGACUCCGUCUACCAAACUGCAAAUUCAAAGCAUCUUGGAGGCGAGCGGAGGAAGGAAUGGAUAUGUCAGAGGGCGUUCGUGGCCUUGUACAUUACCUCCCACAGAGGUCACCCAGAUGCUGUGCAGUACCUUCUAGAGCACGGAGCCGACUGUCUCCAAAGAACCCCCAUGGGCAGGACCGCCCUGCACGCGGCUGGGGCCAUGGGCCGUUUGGACUGUAUAAACCUGCUGCUCAACCACGGGGCCUCGGUCACCGACAAGGAUGCCAGGGGGGAGACCCCCAUGUCCAUUGCCCGGCGCAUGAACCGCAAACACAGCGAGAGGCGCAUGUUCCUUUUCUACUGGAUGACAAAGUCAGGGACGACGGACCCGAAGAAACUGCUCGCGAACCAGGUUUCUCACAGGGUGAAGGGUGGGUUUGGCUCCAAGAAGGGCCCAAUUUAG